Molecule: messenger RNA, 4194 nt
Organism: Acanthaster planci (crown-of-thorns starfish)
Lineage: Eukaryota; Metazoa; Echinodermata; Asteroidea; Valvatida; Acanthasteridae
Gene: axdnd1
Product: axonemal dynein light chain domain containing 1
Source: RefSeq, a predicted model, not a curated record
AGCGACAGUAAACGUUGACCUUCCUUGACAACAAGAAGCAAGUUGGCGAGUUACAAAAUCUGCUUGAAAAAGAGAGAAAAUGACUACCGAUUUCUUUAAGAUGUAGAUCGAGACAGUAAAUGGACCAAGCUGACAAGCAGUAAACGUAAGAUGACAACAGCAGUGACCCCAAUGCCAGAGAUGGCUAAUGUGGGCGGGAGAGAUCCCAGUCCCCCUUUAGAACCCAAGGGAGACAGCAGGGAUAGCCCCACCCCCAGAAAGACAAAGGUGCUUGUCGCCAAAACUGAAGGUCAAAGCAUAGCCACCCUACCAGACCUCCGAUCCAGCGACAAGGACAUUGACAAGACCAAGCCCUUGCCAACCUCGCUCCAGAGUGAGUUCAUCCCGGAGGACAUACUGAACGCCCUGACCAACAUCCCCACCCCUGGGGUCAAGGAGAAGAUGAAACAGAAGGGGGUGCAGAAGGCUAAGGCAAAGGUUCCCAAAGGCGGAGCACCAGCCGCCAACAUGUGGAACUUUCCCAACCGCCGACGUCGCUUCCAGCAUCUGACGGACCAACCGAUCUCGAUGACUGGGGCUGGAAGGGAUAUAUCGUUCUUGUAUGAUGUUGCUUUCACUGAUAAAGCUCCUGACAGAGUGGAUCCAACGCAAGAUCCCAGUUCUGUCAGGGCCCUGUCCAAACAAGCAGACCAAGACAAGGGGAUGAGCGUUCCAGACUCCCUGAUCCCGUCUGAGUACCACGUUGUCAAAGCAAAAGGAGUACAGCAUCUCGAGUUUCAAGAAGACAAAUACACCACCAAUCUGAUGGACACUGAGAAGAAUCAAGUGGCUUUCCCAUCACUGAAACCGUCCAGUAGAUAUGAAGUCCUACAGCUGAAGGAGACGAUGGAUUCCAUGAUAGACAAAGCAGGAAUAGAUGAUGAAGAGGUUGAGAUUAAAGGACCAACGCAGAUGCACAAUCUUCUUGAGUUAAUCAAGAAGGAGCAGAACAUAUACAAUCUCAUCUUCCACGAGCUGAUAAGACAGGUGAGUGUGGAAUGUGCAGAGAGGGGUGAACUUUUAGCAAACCUUCGACAGAGAUACAGUAAAUUGUUGGAUAAGGUUCCUCGGCAAGUCAAAAGCUUGCAUCAGGAGGUGAUGGCCCAGAGAGCCCUGGAUAGGAGGUUGACUGAGGAGCUGUUCCGUUUCAAGACUUCCAUUUCUCAGCUCACCAAUGAGUUAUCUGAUGUCAGAGAGCAUGAUAAGGUCGUGACCUCGCAGGCACAGCAAGCACAACAAGAGCUUGCUGCAGCACUAGCAGAGUCUGAAAAGAAUGCGGGGCUGCUGGCUGAGUAUCAUGAGUUGUACGAGUUACAGCGGGCUCGCCUUGAGUCUCAAGUCAUUGCACUGUCCAGGGAGAAGGAACUGUGGAGUGGGGCAGCCUAUAAUCUUGCACUCAAGGUCACCGAGGCCAACUCACUGGCCACGGCCCGCCGCCUCCACAUCAGUGAGCGGCUCUGGUCCAAGCUGGCUAACCACUUCACCAUCGUCUUGAGUGACCGUGACACCGAGGAGUUGUCACAGCUGCAGGUCUGCAUUGCCACUCACCGCCAGCUAACCCUCGCCUUUGCCGAGGAGCUGAAGGCCGGCGACGAGCGGUCCCACGGCCGAUUACAGGCCAUUGGCAAAGGCAUCGAGAAGUGGAUUCAGGAAUUUGACCAGUUUGUGGUCUUGCAAAAGGAAGGCAGCGUGACGUCUGGUGCCACUAGUGUGAGAGAAUCAAGGGCAAGCCACGAUAACAUUCAGACCGUCGUCCAAGCGCCGCCCGUGGAAAUGAUACAGAAACUCUACGACGACAUCAGAUCUUGGGAAGAGCAAUUGAAUAAAGAAGUGGAGAAGUACGGCGGGGACAUCUUGCUUGGAUUUGAAGAGAGCAUGUACAGUAUCAAGAAGCAGGUGGAGAUGUGGACGGAGGUGGCCUUGCACAUCUUCAACCGUCACCGACCGGAAGACGGAUCGGACUACCCGGAGCACAAACGACUGCUGAAGAUGAACAAGUUAACUCAGGAUGUCAAACAGGAGUGUGACAUGCUGCACCAACAGUUCCAGAUACGAGUCAACGGGGAGAACGGCUCGGCUAAAGGCUUCAUCCAGAUUGCCAAUGCCUUGGAGAGCUGGGACACCAAACUCAACUCCAUCCUGAACGGGGGCGCCAUGCCCCUAGAGAGCGAAUGGAUGAGGCUGUACGAGCUCUUCAGUGAUUGGCUGGUGACCAUUGAUGAGACGGCCGGCUGUAUCGGCAGCACACAGAAGGAGGAUGCCAAGGCUGAGGGAAAACCCCAUGACCCGCUGUCCAUGGAAGAUGUCUUCCGCAGCACACAGAAAUGGCUGGCCAGCACUACCAAUGGAAUCGACAGCGAGGACUCCAAAUUAGUUGAACAGGUGCAAGUGUUGCAUGCCGAGAUGGUCCAUUGGAUCAUACAGGUGCUGCUGCGUCUGGCGCCCAACCAACCCAACAGCCCGCCGGAGGCUGUGGAGAGUAGUAUGGCGACCACAGACACCAUCGCCCAGAUUCAGGAGAAGGCGGCAGUCAUAUUUGAUAAGCUGACGAGAUUCACCAAUUACAUAACUGGAUGCUGCUCCAACAUUGUGGCAGAGGAAGUGCAGAGGAGACAGGACGAGGGAGCUGAGGAUGCAGAUCAUGAACUACGUGAUCUGAAAAAACUCAAGAGCGAGUGUGCUGACUGGAUUCACACAGCCACCAUACUCAUCGAAGACCUCAAGUGUCUUGACCCCAACUACGUGCCGGUGGCAUCCGCCACACCGGCGACAGGAGAUGAGAAAUUGGAGACGGCAGUCACACCAGCUCCAACCCCUGGGGUCAUCGACGGCGCUGAGCUCAUUCAGUCGGAGGGAACCCCUAGCCAGACUCCAGCACCAACCAUCCUGUCAGACACACAGAAAGAUGCAGCCACGUCACCCAAGGUGACGCCAGUCUCCACAGACAAGGAGGAAGUUGCUGAGCCCGCAACCCCAGCCGGCAAAGAGGGGUCAACGGCAGGCAAAGAGGAGGUCAACAUGAGCGAGAUGCAAGCGAUCGGUGAUGACGACAACGUGCGAACUCUGUCACUAGAGGAGCCCAUUCAGCAACCAGAAAAGAUACAGCCACGUAUCUCGGCACUACAAGCGGAGGCUGGACCACGGACCCCGACCCCGGAUCCUCAGAAAGCCUAUGAAGCUCUGAUGGCCGUCAAAACAUUGCAGGGAGAGUUGCUGAUGACUGAGGAGCGUGCCCAGAAGGCAGAGGACAGGGUGGCCGAGCUGGAGCAGGAACUUAAGGAAACGCAGGAGAAGCUACGAGCCCUGGAGAGGAAGAGCGCCACGCCUAAACUCCCGGAGAAGGAGGCCGACGCCUCCAGCGUCAUAAGCAGAGAGGGCAGGGCUGCGGACAUGCCCAACCAGCCAGGCACCGCAUCAUCCCCAACCCCACCCACCCCUACCACCCCUCAUGCAGCCAUGGCACAGGACACACCCCCGUCCACUCCCGGGCGGAGACCAGCCUCCCAACAUCAACCGUCCCGCCCACUCUCACAGGCCUCAUCGAGGUCAGGGGUGGGGUCCCGGGGCUCAUCAAGGUCAAAGAAGAGCAAAUGAUUUUAAUGACAAAGAAUGCUCUGGACUUUUUAUAGAUCCGUGUAAAAUAUAGAUGUAUUUUGCACAGAAAUGGUCACAUUUUUCUCCAGUAAACAGAUGAUUUUCACGUCUGUUGCCUGGAUGCGACACAUUUUCUUCACAAAACAUAAAAAAGACUGCAUUAAACAGAAAUCGACAAGAUUUGAAGAUAUGUAUAUAGAUUUUUAAUUUACUUCCAAAUCAAUUCAAAUGAGUGUCUUAAUAUUCCAUGACUGGGUGAUUUAUUUCAGGAUCUGAAUAAUCUGUAAAUAAUUUCUUAAGUUCUUCCCUUUUAAGAUGGCCUGUGUACCUGUACGGAACUUCUUUCAUAUACCAAGUCAUUAUGUACAUUGAAGUGUGGAUUUUGAAUUUAGUUUGUGUAUGCUCUAUGAUUUGCCAUGAUAGAAAUGUGGUAUGGUUUUCAGGUUUAUUUCCGUCCAACACUCAAAGUUACCAUGUCCCCAUCCAUUUUGAGAGGUUUUUGUACAGUUUGUUGCAGAUCUUUUAAAUUAAAACUCCGUCCAUCAUUCAAAUAUCAUGAGA